Molecule: messenger RNA, 1134 nt
Organism: Lathyrus oleraceus (garden pea)
Lineage: Eukaryota; Viridiplantae; Streptophyta; Magnoliopsida; Fabales; Fabaceae
Product: zinc finger protein ZAT5
Exons: 1
Coding region: 123-959 (278 amino acids)
Source: RefSeq, a predicted model, not a curated record
UAAUAAUCUGUUCACACUUCACACACUCUUUCUUCAUAUUCAUUUAUAAAUCACACACUUGUGUUUGUCUCUUUCUCUCUAUUCUCUACUACCUUUUUUUUCUUUUUCAUUUGAAUUUGUUUAUGAUGAUGUCUAAAAUGGAUAUGGAAGGAAGUAUAGGCACUAAGGAACAUCUCGCGAAAGGAAAGCGAACCAAACGAGGGAUAAGGAUGUUGUCUCCUUGCACCGUGGCGAACACCACGGUGACGUCGAGUUGCUCGAGUGCUAUUGGAGAUGGUGGAAGAUCGUUCUCAUCCACCACCUUCGAUAGCACUGAGCAGGAUGAGGAGGCUGACAUGGCUAACUGUUUGAUUCUCCUAGCUCAAGGAAGAACCGGAGGACAAGAAGAGAAACGUUGUCAUAACCACCGUCAACCAGACGGUGGUUAUAACAAUAUAGUAACAGAAAAGGCAACAAGAAACGGUUUUGAAAGCUAUGAGUGCAAAACUUGUAACCGUUUUUUCCAUUCAUUUCAAGCGUUGGGUGGACACAGAGCAAGUCACAAGAAACCCAAGAUGAAAGAAAUCAUUUCCGCAGGUGAAACCGAAGAACAAAACAAUCAUAUUCAUAACAAGAAUGUUUCUACUAUUAGUCCUCUUGUUCCUCCUCAUGUUUCUCUUGAAUUAAGGUGUGGUGGUAAUCUAAACUUCCAUGGCCAUGGAAACAAUAACAAACCCAAUAGAUCCAACAAGGUUCAUGAGUGUUCGAUUUGCGGCGCGGAGUUUACAUCAGGUCAAGCAUUGGGUGGUCAUAUGAGAAGACACAGAGCGUGUACUAACAAAAACAACAACAACAACGUUGGUGAUGUUCAUGGGAAGACUCGAAAUAUUCUAGAAUUGGAUCUUAAUCUUCCGGCGCCGGAGGAGGAUCUCCGGGAUUCAACUUUUCAGUUUCCGGCAAUGGUGGGUUGCCAUUAUUAGGCCAGGGUGGGUAGAUUGGAUGAAUGGUGAAGGAAGAUUAUAUUUUAAUUUGAUCAAUUAUGGUCAUUGUGAAUUAAUUAUCAUAAUUAUUAUUAUUAGCUUUAUUUUAAUUUACAAUUAUUCGAAAUUAUGGAUUCAUUCGAUUUAUAUGAAUAAUAUAUAUUUUUUCAUUCCA